AACUUAACAUCCUUAAUCAAAAUAUUACCGAUUACGAACAUGAAUUGGCAUAUUCUGACAGUAACGAGAAUCUAGAAUGUGGUUCAUUAUUUAAAUAAAUUACCAAGGCUAUCUUAUGCAUAGUAUUUUACUAUUUUAUCUGAAAACAAAAACGUUAUUGCGCGAACGUAAAAUCGUUUAUUAAAACGUGUUGUCUUCUCUUUUCAAGUUUAGUUUAGUCACACUCAAUUAACGUUAGUGGUGGCUGGAGGCCCAGAGAUAAGUGAUACAUUUUGGAAAUAAGUAGUGACAGAUAUUUCGCAUUGAAAGGAUGUGUCCAAUAUCGGGCUUUUUCCAGUCCAUCUUAGUUAUAUUUACAUUACUAUUGGUUUGCCAUGCCGUUUUAGUCAAAAGUUUUUUAACCAUUUCAUUCAAUCCAAAAAAUGUAACUGUUUACAUGUACGAUAGCGUUACCAUAGAAUAUAAUGCUACAAUUACAGAGAACAAUAGUGAAUGUUAUUUGUACAGUGAAAAUCCUCGUGUAGCUACUAUAGAUAAAGAUAUAAUUUUGCGGAACCCAGAAGAAAGAGGAACAUUUAAUUUAACAGGAAACUUUUUAGGUCAAAGUAUAAUAUCAUGUAGAGACCCGAAAACAAAUCUCAAAGUAACCCAAGACCAAUUAGAUGUUAAAUGCAUCAGAAAACAGAGACUGAUAGAUAGAAUUUUCACUGCUUCUACAGCAACGCUGGUGGCAAUAAUUUACAUUAACUUUGGUUGCGUGGUCCAAUGGCCGGAGCUCAAAAAUCUAAUCAAAAAACCUGUGGGGCCAGUUAUAGGAUUUUGUGGACAAUUUAUUCUGAUGCCAGUGCUCAGUUACCUUAUCGGCUACGUCUUGUUUCCUGAUGAUCCAGCCAUGCGCCUUGGCAUGUUUUUUACAGGAGUAUCGCCUGCAGGUGGCGCUUCAAAUAUAUGGACCGCUAUUUUAGACGGCAACAUCGACUUGUCAAUUUUGAUGACCACGAUAAGUACCAUUGCUGCUUUCGCUAUGAUGCCUUUGUGGCUGUUCACACUUGGAAAAACUAUAUUUAAAGAUGCUCAUUUAGAAGUUCCAUAUACUCAUAUAUCGUCCUAUGUGUUCGCUUUAGUCGUUCCUCUAGCCUUGGGAUACUUAAUAAAUAGGUAUUUAAAAAAAGCUGGCACAUUUAUGGGUCGAAUAUUGAAAGGAUUUUCAUCAUUAUUGAUAUUGUUCAUUAUUAUAUUUGCUAUCGUUACGAACUUGUAUCUGUUUGAGCUAUUCUCGUGGAGGAUUGUAGUGGCAGGUAUGGGCCUUCCCUGGUUAGGAUAUUUGCUCGGUUAUAUAUUAGCAGUAAUCCUAAGGCAACCUGCACCAGAUGCGUUGGCUAUAGCUAUAGAAACUGGAAUACAAAAUACAGGCAUAGCUAUAUUUUUGUUGAGAUUCGCCUUGGAACCUUUACAUGCUGAUCUUACAACAGUUGUUCCAGUGUCUGUUGCCAUAAUGACACCAGUACCUUUGUCUGUUAUUUACCUUUACAAGAAGAUAGUGCAAAGGUUUUGGCCAGCAUACAAUAAAAGUGGAAAUAUAACCGAGGCGGCUGAUUUUUGCCAAAGGGCCAAGUCUUCAACUAACUAUAGACAGACCCAUGGAAGACAGGAUAGCGCUGUCGCUUGUCUUAGUUAGAUUUAUGUUUUUUUCAUUAAAACUCAAUACAUUGUAGAGAAAUUCAGGGUUGUGUUUAGAAAAGUGAAAUUUAUUAUUAUUGUUAGAAUGUGUGCUUUUUUUGUAGAAAUCAUAAUUCAUUUGUAGAAACUUUAUGUUAUGUGGUAGUGGUAGUUUUAGAAGAUUGAUGCUAUCAGAAGUAAGUAUUCUGUUUUGUAUGAUUCCAAUUGUUUUCAUUAAGAAUCUGUUCAUUCACCAUUUGAUAAGAAAUUUGUUCCUAAAAUAAGAAAUAUCAAAUAGUUGAUCCCUUGAAUAGAUAUAAGUAUUAAACUGGCUGUACUAUCAAGCUCCAAUAACUACUUUUUCAGUGUCAUUGAUAGGAGUAUCCAUUUUGCAUGUUUACAUUAAAUUUAUUGUAUCAAAAUAUAAAUUUAUACAAACUUUGUUUCAAAUUCCUACUUAUACAAUAAAUUAGUGUCAAAAUGCACUCCUAAUUUUAUAUAAAUGGCAUUGUUUUUGUUAUUUUUAUUAUUUGUUAUAUUUGUUGAAAUAAAAAUAUUUUUGUAAGUUGAAAUCUGUU
Messenger RNA from Ceutorhynchus assimilis (cabbage seed weevil), 2237 nucleotides. NCBI's taxonomy places the organism in Eukaryota, Metazoa, Arthropoda, Insecta, Coleoptera, Curculionidae. The record is from the annotation of a GenBank genome assembly.